This is a messenger RNA of Cooperia oncophora, 471 nucleotides long. The record is from the annotation of a GenBank genome assembly. NCBI's taxonomy places the organism in Eukaryota, Metazoa, Nematoda, Chromadorea, Rhabditida, Trichostrongylidae.
AUGCGAAAGAGGUUUGUAGCGCGACUUCUCGCUUUCGUUGUCGCCGUUAUCAUCGCAGUCGCCCUUAUUCACCGCUUUCGGCAAAACGCGGGAUCGGAACGAAUCGAAACAACUCCACCGGUCAGGGUUCAGAGAAGAAGUCUAAUCGAGAAAUCGGUACUACUUCGUUAUGGCGACACCGACCCGCUCACCAUCUUCUCGGCCUUCAGCCAUUCUGAUCGAAUCACCGUCAUUCUUGCUGCCUACGGCUAUUUGAUGCGUCGUAUAUUCUGUCGUCUGUUUGAUGAGGAAAUGCAGGAAGUGUUGCCAGCUGGUCAGUCAGUCGUCUUUCCAGAGUUUACAGUACGGUGUCCGCCGAGUGACAAAGCGCGAUUCGUGGCCUUGUCUUUAAACGCCGAUGACCGCGUACCACAGCAAGAUAUGCACGGAAUUCGGGUUGAAAAUAAAGGUGAGAAUCUAAUGGAGCUCUAA